AUGAAAAGGCCCGUGUUGUUCUGCUUGUGCGUGUUGUGGCUAGCCGACGAUGGCACGGCAGAGUUCACACCGCAUUUUCGGGCGUUCCUGGAGAACAACUACGGAAUUGGAUAUGUGGAAUUGUUGGAACGAACUGAUCUGGGGCUGGACGCCAGUUUCGGUGGAAAGCAGAGCGCAGAUGACGAACUCCGGAAUCAAGCCGGAUUAGUGGAUCAUUUGCUGUCGAAAGGAUAUUCGAAAGCUGAAAUCUACGGAACAACAUGGGGAGAUGCGGGAGCGACUCCAGUGGGUCUUGUGGAUAUGAAAUGUACCUAUGUUAGAGCCAUAAGGGCAUUGAUAAUCGCCGUACGGCAAUAUACAGGAACCAGAGUGGAUGUAAUCGCCUAUUCAAUGGGCUCACCAAUAGCGAGAAAAGCGAUUCUCGGUGGAAAUUGCGUGGAUAGCCGGGAUAUACUCGGACCUCCGUUGACCGAACUUAUCGAUACGUUCUUGAGUGUUGCGGGUGCAAACUACGGCAGUUCGUUGUGCUUCGUGGCCAUACCAAUUGGAACGUGCAAUAAGCGGACGGGUCUCUUCUGCAAAUCAACGUUUCUCAAGGAUAUCAACGCACAGAGCAAGUAUGAAGGAGCUUUUGUGUUCAGUAUCUUCUCGACUGCAGAUGAUAAGGUUUGUGAUAAGCUGCUUGAUAAUUAUAUUUGCCUAUUAGGCGAAAUAUCCGUUGGAAACCGUAAGUUAGGCAAACUGUCCGUUAGAUAA
Messenger RNA from Anisakis simplex (herring worm), 756 nucleotides. The record is from the annotation of a GenBank genome assembly. Lineage: Eukaryota; Metazoa; Nematoda; Chromadorea; Rhabditida; Anisakidae.